GCGGCCUCGUGGCUGUUGUUUCAUUCAGUUAGAAGUAGCCGUUGGCCGGAGGUGGAGGGGGGGGAGUGCGGGCUCUUCGCCGCGGCUUGCGGUCCCGCGGAAGGAGGAGGGAGCGGGGCUCGCGGCGGUUGGGGCCCCGUGGCGUCGCCCAGACGGCCUGGCCGGCGGCUGGCGCGGGGCCUCUCCUGGCGGCUGGGGCAGGUGCCGGGGGGGCGCCGGUGACCGUGACCUCUCCUUUCCGUCCCGCAGCGCGCGAGGCCGGCCAUGGCCCUGCUGCUGGAUCUCCUCAGGCGGGUGCUGGAGUACCUUGGCUGGCCGGCCCACCAGGCUGUAUUUUUGGAAACUCAUAGAUUCAGUAGCAAUAUCGGUCACACAGUCAGAACAUGCCUUCCUUCAGCAACCUCAUCAAGGCAUUUCCAGCAGCUGUAUGCCAUCAUAAGGAAGUAUCAAGUCAAGGUCAUAUCUGUUUGCCAAAGAAAGGAAUAUGGAUCAACUCGAAGUGUUGUUCGUAGACUUGGCACAAUUCUUUCUUUAGAGCCUUGCCGAAGACCUUAUUUUCAACUUGUUCAAGGCCCAAGUCCAUUGGAUUAUGAUGAACAAAGCGCAGCUCCAGCUCCUGUAGUUCCAUCACUUGGCGAUGUCCUGUGGGUGGCAAGUGAUGAGGGACAAGCAUUUACUAGAUUUAGGACUGGAUUAUGGAGAAAAGAAGAAAGUACAGUUCACCAUGAUGUACAUCCAUCUAUAGUUGCCAUACCAAGUGUUCUGAAAACCAGUACACAAAAAGACAGUCUUGUUGACCAAGAAGCACUCCAGAAGAUUGCUGCGCUUGAAGAUGAGUUAACCUUUCUUCGUGCCCAAAUUGCUGCUGUUGUUGCUGCACAGACUUUGGGAAACAUUCCAUCACAAACCUUUAAAACGUUUAGCACCCCAGAUGGAUUUUAUCCAGUGCCAGCAAUGACUUCUACACCCUUGUCCGUCUCUCACAAUCACUUUGUAAUUCCCUCGCCUCCUCCACUUCCCUCUGGUGCACCAUCUGGUGUUGAUGCUAGUAAUUCGGCAAUUGAACUUAUAAAACAACGUUGUGCUGCAAGAAAGAGUGGUUCAACUACAACUGAUAGUGCUGAUCACCAGAGGACAAAGAAUGUUCCUAGUAUGAUGGAUGUUUUGAAAGACCUAAACAAGGUUCAGCUGAGAGCUAUUGAAAGGUCACCUGGAGGUACCCCUCUUUCUAGACCCAAAAAAAGGCAGAGUUCAGAUUGGGAUCCAGUUGCUCUACUAACUCAAGCACUAAAGCAGAAAUUUGCACAUAAAAAUUGUGAUGAAGAUGAAUCACUGGACAAAGAAAAUCGAUCCUUUGAUAGCUCCCCAGUUUCUAGUCCAGAGAUCCCAUUGGUUGCACGCUACAAUCUGAAGCCCAAUGCAAAAUCUAGCCUCAUAAGAACUGAUGAAGUUAAACAGAUAUCAACGUGGAAAGUGAAAGCUCAUAUUUAAUUGGUAGAGACUUCUGAGGAAAGUAUAUGGUGCGUGUAUUUUUAAGUGGCAGGUCCACUUCAUGCAACUGCUGUAAUCUGUGCUAGAACAUGUUUCUCCUAUGCUACUGAAGCUAGGAUUUGUAAGAGUACUUUUUCUUUUCCUUAAUUUCCCAGCAGCCAAACUUGUGAAUGUGAUGCUUUUAUGAAAAGCGCACAACUGGAAAAAGGGAUUUAUUACUAUGACGCAGUGUGUUUGAAACCUGGGAAAUGCAGGAAGCAGUGUGUAUGAAAGAGAAGUAAUACUUGAUGUGGCAGCUGAGGUGUGCAUUGUGUCUACACUUCAGUGUAAAUAAUGAAGAAAUGUAAACUUUUGGUUAGUGUAUUAUGUAUAACAAUGUAUAUAAUUAAUGGUAGUUAAUACUGCUUGUUCAUUAGGAUGGUACAGUUUCCUUAGUUUUCUUUUCAGUUUGCUAAUGCAACUCCAUAUCCCAUGUGCAAGUGGUAUUCUAAUUUAUUGUGGGUCAGUAGAAAAACUUCUAUGUUCAUGAAAAUUUUUCUUCCUUUAAGUCAGUGGCAGGCUGUCUAUUAAAUGCCCGUAAUAUGGCAGAGUUGUGCUUUGAGGCAAAAAAGAACUUGGAGAAAGAUUUGCUAGCACAAACAUAGUCUAAAUUCCGUAUGUAAAUGAACAUUAACUGCACUAUGGUCUCUCAUAAUGAAGUCUGUUCUGUUCACAGAGUUUAUAAAUUUAUAAAAUAAAUUUUCCUUCAUAUCAUG
Dromaius novaehollandiae (emu) is the source of this 2246-nucleotide messenger RNA. It is a transcript of the gene MTFR2, whose product is annotated as mitochondrial fission regulator 2. Gene Ontology annotation, biological process: mitochondrial fission; aerobic respiration. The record is from RefSeq and is a predicted model, not a curated record. The transcript is spliced from 8 exons. NCBI's taxonomy places the organism in Eukaryota, Metazoa, Chordata, Aves, Casuariiformes, Dromaiidae. Gene Ontology annotation, cellular component: mitochondrion. The coding region runs from base 265 to 1491 and encodes 408 amino acids.